UUUGAACAUGGGUGAUGGGUGCACGCAUUAACAACUAACCCUUUUGCUUCGAAGUCUGAGAUGACAAUCACCAGAAGGAAUCUCUUUUUAUCAUUUACAAAUCGCAUAUUCAAAACUAUUCUUAAUUCCCCUUUGACCUUCUUCUCCGUUUGCAUCUCCCUCCAUUGCAGCCCAUCCAAAGCUCUCUCUAGAGUUAGAUGGAUUCAGAUCAUCAUCGGAACAUAGAUUUUCGACAUAUUGCUGAUAAUUUCAGCUCAUUGGAUCAGGUUAUAUCUGCAUUGAGACACGAAGGUCUUGAGUCAUCAAAUUUAAUUCUCGGUAUCGACUUUACAAAGAGCAAUGAGUGGACAGGCAGGCAUUCUUUCAGAAGAAGAAGUCUGCAUUCCAUUGGCAGCAUACCCAAUCCGUACGAGCAAGCGAUUUCUAUAAUUGGACAAACAUUGUCUCCUUUUGAUGAUGAUGGUUUGAUACCUUGUCUCGGUUUCGGUGAUGAAACAACGCGUGAUCAGCAUGUAUUCAGCUUUUACCCCGAUCACAGGCCAUGUAGAGGUUUCAAGGAAGCGCUUUCUCGAUAUAGAGAAAUUCUGCCAUUCCUGAAAUUAUCGGGUCCAACCUCUUUUGCCCCUGUUAUAGAUGCUGCAAUAGGCAUUGUUGAGAAAACCAAUUGGCAGUAUCAUGUCCUUGUUAUUGUUGCAGAUGGACAGGUUACGAGAAAUCCCGACACACCACCAGGUAGAUUAAGUUCUCAAGAGCAGGCAACCAUAAACUCCAUUGUGGCUGCUAGCCAUUAUCCUCUAUCGAUCGUUCUAGUCGGGGUAGGAGAUGGACCGUGGGAUGCGAUGCGGCAAUUCGAUGAUAACAUCCCUCAACGUGCAUUUGAUAAUUUCCAGUUUGUAAACUUCACAAAAAUCAUGUCUGAGAGCAAAGAAGAAUCAAAGAAGGAAGCAGCAUUUGCUCUGGCUGCGCUCAUGGAAAUCCCAUUUCAAUACAGAGCCACUCUCUCUCUGCAGUAUUCAAAGAGAGAAUCUGUAUAUAGCAAAAGUGCAGGGCCAGUUCCUCCUCCUCCUGAAGUUAUCAACCAUGACAAUGCAGUUGCAAACCAAAAUUUAAUCAAAGCUAAUGCUGAAAGGCAGAGCUCCUCGUCUGAAUCGGUCUGCCCAAUAUGCCAAACAAACCCAAAGGACAUGGCUUUUGCUUGUGGUCAUACAACGUGCAAGGAUUGUGGGGUAACCAUCUCGACAUGCCCAUUGUGUCGAGAACCUAUAAAGAUGCGCGUGAGACUAUAUUAGUAAGUAAACAAAAGAACUUCGCCAUUGCCCCUUAAGGUAUCAAAGUAUUGAAGUUAGUUUACGUUAUGAGUAAACUUAUACUGUACAGUUUGUGAACUGCUGAGGAAGAUGAACCAACUUUUAUGGGGUUUUUCUUUUUCUGCUAAGAACCAAAUCGGCCUGGUCCGGUCGCGGGUGACCCGCACGGCCAAAAUGCGAAACUAUCUCGUAAGUUACACUGAGCAUCAAAUGGGGAAUAUUGCAAUAAUUAUGUUGUAUAAGGAACUGUCAAUUGUAAAAUUGUUACAAAAUGUAGAGAGCAUGUGGUUGAGGAUUAAAA
Cucurbita maxima (winter squash) is the source of this 1608-nucleotide messenger RNA. Its product is annotated as E3 ubiquitin-protein ligase RGLG3-like. The transcript has 12 exons. The record is from RefSeq and is a predicted model, not a curated record. The coding region runs from base 198 to 1289 and encodes 363 amino acids. Lineage: Eukaryota; Viridiplantae; Streptophyta; Magnoliopsida; Cucurbitales; Cucurbitaceae.